UUUUUUCUUUUUUAAAGAUGGAAAGCCACACAAUUAUCCCUUCAAUUAAUCCCCCAAUAUUAAAAACUAACUGGAAAUCUAUUUAUAUUGUUGCCAUUGUUGCAUUUAUUGCUGCAUUAGAAUUUGCAGCGAGUAAUGAUUGGAAUUAUUUUUGUCAAUUGGACCCUUCUGCUACAAUUACAUUUUAUGGUAUUUUACGUACAGUUGGGGGGCUGAGUGGGGGGAUUUCGACGAUAUUGGCUGGUUGGUUAUGUAAUCGAUUGAAAGACACGAGACAAAUACUUAUAAUAUCCAAAUUGUUGAUAUUAAUUUCUACACUAUUCUUUCUGGGAGCUGAAUUAGUUAAAGGAUUUGCAUUUUAUGCUUUCUUUCUUUGCUACAAAAUUUUGAUGGGAAUUGCUAGUGGUGGGGGAAGUAUGUCAAGAACUCAUGUAGCUAUGGCUAGCACAGAAAAAGAUAGAAAUAAAGCUAUUGCUUUAACGGCACUUUUACCAGCCGUUGGGUUACUUGUCGGAUUUGCAAUAAAUGCUGGAACAAGUUAUAUGAAAUACCCAGGAAUUGAAAUACCUUUAAUUAAAAUUCAUUUAAAUUUAUUUACUGCCCCAAUGAUAUUUUCGAUGUUUAUAUUUUUAUUGGCCCUUUAUUUGUUAAUUUAUCAUUUUGAUGGAAAAUGGCAUAUUUAUGAAAAAAUGCAAAAAAUAAAUAGUAAAAAUAAUUUAGAAAUGAUUAAAAAUGAAAAUAAAAAUAUUCAAUGUUGGAUUCCAAAUAAUUUGGAAAAAUUAAAAGAAAAUAAAAAAGAUAUACACGCAGAAAGUAGUUAUUCUUUUGAUUGGGUUGCCGUUUUAAUUUGUUGUUAUACUCAAUUAGUUAUUAGUAUGGCUAUGCUUAAUUUAAUGACUAUCAGUUCACCAUAUCAACAAUUAGCUUUUCAAUGGGAUGCUUCCCAACUUCAAUUCUAUGGGGGAUUAUGUGGAGUCGCAGUAGCAAUUCAACUAAUUCUUUGGCCAGCUGCUUAUAUGAUGUUUGGAUUAAAUAAAAUAAUAUCAGAACGUCAAUCAGUUAUGUUAGGGUUAUUAGUACUUAUGGGAGGUUAUUUAUUUACAUAUUCUUGGCCAUUUUUGUCAGAAACAUUUCCAUAUGCUGUAAAUUCUUCACCUUCACUACUCUCCGCUUUUUUAAAUAAUAAAACAGAAAUAAUAGAGAAUAUAUCUAAUUGUGGAUCUGAAAGUCAUCCCGGUUGUCCUUCACAUUAUGAAUGGUGUGGAACUACUACAAAACCAAAUAUGCCUCUCUAUAUGGCAUCUCUAAUAUUAAGUACAGGAAUGGCUAUGCCAGUAGUUAGAAUGAAUUUAGAUAUUUUAUAUUCAAAAAUACUUGGAAAUAUUAAACAGGGUGUAAUGCAAGGAAUAUUUUUUGUUUGCCAAACAGUUUUGGAACUUUUGGGUGGACCUAUAGCUGUUAGGUAA
This is a messenger RNA of Meloidogyne enterolobii, 1466 nucleotides long. NCBI's taxonomy places the organism in Eukaryota, Metazoa, Nematoda, Chromadorea, Rhabditida, Meloidogynidae. The record is from the annotation of a GenBank genome assembly.